AUGGAAUCUACAAAUAUUGACAGUAACGAAAUAGAAACAAUAAAUAAAGAAAAUAAUGUUUUUAAAGAAUCAACAAUACAACAAUUAAAUAGUUCAAUAGCAUUAAAUUCAAUAUCAAUACAACAACAACCAUCAUUAUCAUCAAUAACAUAUAGCCCUGUAAAUAGUAGUAGUAGUAAUAAUAAUAAUAGUAAUAAUAAUAUUAAUAGUAGUAAUAAUAGUAAUAAUAGUAAUAAUAAUAAUAAUAAUAAUACGUUUAAUUCAAGUUUCAAUAGUUAUAAUAGUUAUAACUAUGGUAGUUUAUUACAAUCAAAUAGCAGUAAUUGUAGUAGUAAUAAUAUUAAUAUUAAUAAUUGUCCAAAUUCCCCAAAAAGAUCAACAUCAUCAAUUUCAUUAACUUCACUAUCUUCGCGCCAUUAUAAUGCAAAUUCCAAUAACAAUAAUAAUAAUAGUGGUGGUAAUAAUAGUGGUAAUAAUAAAAUUACAAUUAAUUCAUCAACAUCAGUAUCAGAUUUUUCAAGUAUACUAACACCAUCACCUUCAUUAUUCGAUGUGUCAAUGGGAAUAUUAUCAAGUGGACCAAAUGGUGGUAUGGUCAUUGAUUUCUCUUGUCGUGAUUUUCAAAAGAUUCCAUCAAGAUUGCCAUGCGAAAAAGAAAGAAUUGAAUAUUUAAAUUGUUCACAUAAUAAUAUUUCAAUUAUUCAAAAUGAUUUCUUUAAUUCUCAUUUCAUUAAUUUAACAACUUUAAAUUUUGAAAAUAAUAAUUUAGUUAAUUUAAAAUUAUCAAAUAAUAAAUUUAAAAAGUUUCCAAAGAAAUUGGUAAAGUUAACACAAUUAAUUAAUUUGGAUUUAUCGAAUAAUAAGAUUGAAAAGGUUACUAAAGAAAUUGUACAAAUGAAAUCAUUAAAAGAAUUAUUCUUACAUAAUAAUCGUAUUCAUUAUUUACCAAAUCAAAUUUGUGAAUUAACUUUAUUCACUCUUACAUUAGAGCAUAAUCCAUCAUUAUCAUCACCACCUAUUAAUGUUUGUGAACAAGGUUUAGAAUCAAUAAUUGAUUAUUUACAUAAUGAAAAAUGUAAUAGUAAUAGUAAUAAUAAUAAUAAUAAUAAUAAUAAUAAUAAUAAUAAUGUUCAAUCACAACCAAUACCUUUAAAAAUAGUUAUACCAACUCCACCAAUACAAUCAAUAAAUUCAAAUCAAUUAACAUCGAAAAAUAAUUUUAAUAAUAAUAUUAAUAAUAACAAUAAUAAUAAUAACAAUAAUACAUCACAAGCACAAAUCCAAACACAAUCACCAUUAGCAUUAUCUUCAAAUUCAUUAUCACAAUCACAAUCAACAUUAUCAUCACCUCAACAAAUAACAUCACCAUCUGCACCAUUAUCAAAUAGUAAUAGUAAUAGUAGUUUAUCAAGUAGUGUUGGUAGUAUUGGUUCAGGUGGUGGUGGUGGUUCACCAAAAUUAUCUAGAAAACAUAAAUCAACAACAAAUAUUACAAAUUAUUUGACUACUAGUGGUGAGCAAAAAUUAUUUUCAUCAAAUGGCGACCCAACGAUAAAUCAAUCAUGUCCAACAUCAAUUACCAAUACAAAUUAUAAUGUUAAUAAAAAGACAUCAAGACCACCAUCACCUUCACCUUCACCAUCUCCUUCAAAAGAAAGGAUUGUGGAAGUUCAACAAAAUUUAUUAAAUAUUCCUGAUAAUAAAAUCGUCUCAAUCAAUAGAAAAAAUAGUAUUGAAUCGAAAUCAAGUAGUAUUUGUGCCACUUUAAAUAGUAGUAAAUUUAUUGACGAUGGUAAUUCAAAAAAUUGUGAAUCCUCUGAUAUUCUAUCAACUUCUUCUUCAAAUACAAGUAUAAGUAAUAGUAGUAGUUUAAAUAAUAAUAAUGGUAGUACAAAUAGUACUUCCACAAGUAAUAGUUGUACUAGUGGUAGUGGUAGUGGUAGUGGUAGUGGUAGUGGUAGUGGUGGUAGUACUACAAAUAAUAGUUUAAAUUCACCAUUAACACCCUCAUCAUCAUCAUCAAGUUUAGAUCAACAUCAUCAUCAUAAUCAUCAUAGUCAACAAUCAUUAGAAUCACCAAUAUCGCCAACCUUGGUUUCCACAACAACUCCAAGAACUCCAAAAACCCCCAAAACACCAAAAACCCCAAAAACCCCCAAAACACCAAAAACACCAAAAACUCCAACAUCACCAUCACUACCAUUAACAACACCAAUUCAAACUACAACUUCUCUUCAACCACCAUUUAUCCAACAAAAGAAUCAUACAGUUUCUUCACCAAUAUUUGAGAGAUUCCUAAGUAAAUUUGCUUUAAUGAAAAAAUCAAAAUCAAAAUCAAAUGCAUUGAACAACAGUGGUAAUAAUGAAUCCAAUUCCAAUCUAACUCCACCUGUAAAAGAAAGAAAAUUAAAGAAACAUGCCUCAUUAUCUGAAAUUGAAAUAAAAAAUCAAAAGAAAUCAAAUGCUCGUAAUACAUCUAGUAAUAAUAAUAAUAAUAAAGGUUCAAAUAAUAAAGAUGAACGAAGUGAAUUAUCACCAUCUUAUUCGACAUUUGAAAUUGUUAAUAAAUCAAAAAAUAAUGAUAAUAAUAAUAAAAAUAAUAAUAAUAAUAAUAAUAAUAAUAAUAAUAAUAAUAAUAAUAAUAAUAAUAAUAAUAAUAAUAAUAAUAAUAAUAAUAAUAAUGAAAAUAAUAUUAACAUAAGAGAAAAUAUAAAUAGUAGUAUUGAUAAAUUAUCAAUAUUACCAUCAUCACCAACAUCACCACCAAUUGUUGCAAGUAGUUUCCAAGUUUCAUUUACAAAUAAUUUAUUAACUUCACCAACUUUAAUUUCAAGUGGUAGUAUUACAACAACUACAACAACAACUACAACAACAACUACCACAACAACUACAAGUGUUGAAUUGGUUGAAGAUUUAUCAAAUCAAGAUAAUGAUGGUGAUCAUGAACCAUCAAUUAAAGAUUUAAUUGCAUCUUUUAACAAUGGUAAUGGUUUAAUUGAUAUUAAUCAUUUAAAUAAUGGUAAUAAUAGUAGUUAUGUUGAAAGAGGUAAAGGUUCAAUUAUGAUACCCUCCCAUUUAGAUAUUAGUGGUGAGUCAUUUAGAUGUGGUGGUAGUGUAUUACAACAUCAUAAUGAUAUUAAUUUCUCUUCAAGUCCGUCACUCUCUUCAUCAUUUAAUUUAUCCUCUUCACCAUCAAUUACUUCAAAUAUAAAUAAUAAUAAUAACAAUAAUAAUAAUACAUCAUUAAAUUCUUCAAUUUUAAAAGAAAAUCAUAGAAAAGAAAAAAUUAAAAUUAAUAGAUUAAAUUUAGAAGAAAUUCAUCAACAUCAUUUAAAUGGUCAUUAUAACAAUAAUAAUAAUAAUAGUAGUAAUAAUAGUAGUAACAAUAAUAGUAAUAAUAAUAAUAAUAAUAAUAAUAGCCAUAGUAGUAGAAGUCAAACCUCAUCUCCAUCAACACCAAAUAAUCAUCAUAAGGAUAAUAAAGAAUCUUCAACUCCAUCAUGUUCAACUCAAUCAACACCAGAAUUGAAACCAAUGUCGCCACCAACAAGUGGUAAAUCUUCAAAUGGUAAAUCAUUUUUAUCAUUAUCAGUAUCAAUUGGUCAAAAUCUAAUACCAAAAUCAAUUCAAAAACAACCAAUUUUCCAAAAGAUGUCAUCUGUAUUAGACAUGAAAAAGAAUGGAUCAAAUUCAAAAUCACCAGUAACCUCACCAACAUUAGUUAGUACAAAACCAUCAAUUGUACCUUUAUUACAAUUACCAGUAAAUAAUGGAGUUGGUGGUAGUAGUAAUAGUCCAAUGGUUAAUAGAAGUAAUAGUGGUGGAGGUAAUCCAUUAUUCUUAAAUUUACAAUCAUUAGGUGGUGGUAGUGGUUCAAAUACACCAUCAGCUACUUCAUCAUUGGCUGAAUUUAAUUCUGCAAAUCCUGUUUCACCAAGAGGUCAUAGAAAUAGAACUCAUUUUAGAAAUAAUUCUUCAUCACAAACUCAAGAUAUUGUUGAUUGUUUAAUUAAUAAUAAUAACAAUAAUAAUAACAAUAAUAAUAAUAACAAUAACAAUAAUAAUAUUAAUAAUAAUAAUAAUAAUAAUAAUAAUAAUAAUAAUAAUAAUAAUGGUAGUGGAAAUAAUAUUUAUAAUUAUAAUAAUUAUUUAAAUUCUCAUAAUGGUAAUAAUAAUUCAUCAGCUGGUAUUGGUGGAAAUGGUGAAACUUUAACACCACCAAUGACAACUAGAACUAGAGAAAGAAGAGGUACAAUUUCAUCAGAAAGAGAUUUAAGAAUGUUAUGUAUUCCAGUUUUAACCGAUAUUCUAAAUGAUUUAAAUGGCAGAAAAUGUUUUAAAUCAUUCUUACAAACUGAAUACUCUCAAGAGAAUCUAGAUUUUUGGUGUUUGGUUGAAUCUUAUCAUAAAUUAGAGAGUAAACGUGAGAAGUUAAUUCAAUGUGAAAAGAUCUAUAAAGAAUUUAUCACUGAUAAUUCUGCUCAACAAAUUAAUAUACCUGGUACAAUCUCAAAACAAAUCGAAGAAAAUUAUAAUAACAAAACUUCAAUUGAUACCAUUUUCGAUGAGGCUCAAUCUGCUAUCUUUCAAUUAAUGGAAUGUGAUAGUUUUGAAAGAUUUAAAAAAUCCUCUUUUUAUUUCCAAUACUAUUCUUCCCCAAUACCUUCAAAUAUAAAAAAUAUUGGUCAAAUGGUUUAA
Dictyostelium discoideum AX4 is the source of this 4698-nucleotide messenger RNA. RefSeq lists its product as hypothetical. The record is from RefSeq and is a predicted model, not a curated record. Bases 1 to 4698 code for a protein of 1565 amino acids. The transcript has 2 exons. NCBI's taxonomy places the organism in Eukaryota, Evosea, Eumycetozoa, Dictyosteliales, Dictyosteliaceae.